AAGUUCGCAGUGUGUUAGCUUAGCUUGGCGUUAGCUUAGCUUUCGCUCACCUUGUUCGAGUAAAUGCGGCGCGUCCACGUACACAAAGUCGACGUUUUUCUUGAGAAGCUUCCUCAGGGCACCGGUCUUCUCCCGGAACGAGGCGCCGUUCUGCCGGUAGCCGUGCAAGCACAACACCCGCAGAGGCGCCAUGGACGGGCCGCUGGCCUGCGAGCUCACCGGAGCUGCUAGCUAGCUAGCUAGCUGGCUAGCGCUGGUUGGGAAGGAACCAAGUACAAAUACGUGCUCACACACAAGUGGCAACUAAGAAAGAAGAAAGUGUUCACUUUUUCCAGCGCUCUUGCUGCAGUUCUCCAUGUGACCACACGAGUGCGCCGAUCGCUGUGUCAGCUGAGGACGAAGCUUUUUUUUGGGUUUCUUUUCUCCGCCCUCCGAAAUCUGUUUUGAGUCGUCAAAGUUGCAGCUGGUUCCGAACAUGUUCAAGACGUUCUGGCAGCGUCUUCGGCACCCGGGGGACUGCACCCCUGGCCCGGUUCCGCCGCCGUGGCGGCACCAAUUUAGCACCGCGCUCUAGAGCCCCAAAAGUCAACAAAGUGUGUUCGGACUCGAUGACAAAGUUGGAUCCGUCCUGCUGACUUUGGACCUUUUGCAACUUUUGCUGGGCUGUUUUUGCGGGAUUUGACGUACUUUUGACUUUCAUGUCUCGCGUCGUUGUGGAUUUCGACUGACGCUCGGAACCGCCGUCGGAUCGGACAGGGUCGGUGAUUGUUUGUUUGGAGGCGAAGGCGAUGCGGUAAGAAGCAGGCCGCGUCGCCGUUCUGACCGCUCAUUCGGCCGGUCGAGGUAAGCAGCGAGCGAGGCCUGCGGGUCGGGCUUCUAGCGGGCUCGCGUAGAGCCCUUGGCCGCCUCGGAGGCUUCACGGGUCGGCGGUGAGCGCCGCCCCUCGUCGGGCCUGCGCCUGGCGAGAUGGAGCGGAUGGAAGUGGACCAGUGCGCAGGCGCAGCUGCUGGGGCUUUACGCCGGUCCAUCAGCGCCCCCAUGAUUACGAGUGUCAGCGAGCGGAUGGGCGUGUGCAGUCCCGUCGUCUCCUGGCUGCGACAAAGACGAGUGUCCGUCAACUGCAGCUGUCCGUCACAGGAGGACAAGAUGGAGGCGUCACUUCAGGGGACCACCGUGCACAGACUCAGAGUUUCCUGUCAACUUCCGGCGCCGCCCGGGAGCCAGUGCCACCAAAACCCGCCUGAGUGGUUCCGCUCGCCGGAGAGCGGAGUGACGCCGAACUCCUCACCGAGUCCCACCAGGAGGUUCAGACCCGUGGGUGGAGCCAACAUCAGAUGUCCCGCCUUAACGCCACUCAAGCGGAAAGUGCCUCAGCUGCAGACUCCGCCCCCAGAGGAGUUGGUCCUUUGUCUCCGCCCACUUUCACACCAUUCACCACCCACCCGCCACAUUAACCCCACCCCCACGCAAGUCCUGCCUCUUCUUGCACCAACGGCGCUCCGCGAUGACGUCACAAGUGGGGCGAGACCAGAGAAGUGGGCGGAGCCAGCCUGGAAGUGCCUUGGACUCAGUCAGUUUAACGUCGGACAACCGAAAGUUUUUUGGAAUAUGGAAUAUUUGGAAUAUUUCCACAAUUCCCGAGCUUAACGCUCCUACGGAAAUUUAGCGGAAACUUUCCACGCCGUCGCAACCGAAAUCUUGAGCAAGAAGGACCGACGUUAAGUUUCCGCGGCCGUCUUUGAUGGUGGUCGAUGGAGCGGGCGCCCUUCGGCCAGUCGAUUGGUUGACUCCUGGCCGCCGUCAGUGCGAGCAGCAGCAGCGCGCCCAAGUGGACGCUCCCCGUCCCUGCAUCACCACCAGUUUUUUUGUUUACGUGACAAUGUUACUGAGUACACACAGGGGUCCUCAAACGUUUUGGGUCCAGGGAUCCCUUACAGGGCAAUCAUUUUUCACCAACUACCUUGUGUACCCAUAAAUUUCCCCCCUAAAAAGUCAGUUACUAUAACAAAUUGACAUUUUUUUCAGUUGUAGUAUGAGAAUAGUCUUACUUUUUCAAGUUCUUUACAAGAACAAGGAUGAUUCAGUCGAAAAAGUCAUUUUAUAAGAAUAAAAAUGACCAGAUCAUGGUAAUAUAUUAAAGUCAGUUUAACGAGGGUUUGGGAUGGUUUUGAACAAGUGAAAUUCAAAAUUGCAUUCUUACAUUGUCUUUUAUUUGGCAAAGGACACACUGAAGCAAUACGACUAUAUUCUAUCUAAUCGCGCAAAAUUAUUUUGUGACGCCCAGUUUGAGAACCACUGGUGUACAGGGCCGUGCAGAAGUCUUUAGCCCAAACUCACAGCCAUAUAUUCUCUCCGCACUGUGUGCUCAACAGAUAUUGCUGGAGUUUAGUUGGAGACCUUCUUUUUCCUCUUCAUGCGCUUAAAAUUAACCAUCCGUUGAUAUGGCGGGGCUUUACUGUACUCUUAAGAUGUCAUUGCGUUUAUGGCAUUGUUAAUACCCAAAAUGUAGAGGUGGACUAACGACUUCUGCACAGUACUUUAGCUUAGCAUGUUGUUAACAUCCAAGUCCAACUAUUUCGAUGAACAUUCUCUGGCGGCAACAAGAAAAGGUCAACAACGAAAGGACACGUUUGUCCAGUCGCGGCAGAGAAAACGUUCGCUGACGUCAAACUGUUUUCCCGUCAGUUUGCAUUUGGACUUUUUGCGCUUGGGAAAGUUUUGGUGCCAAAGACGCCGCCGAAAGCGACGACCCGCUUCCUCCGUCCUGGAUUUCGCACGUCAGCCUCCGAAUGACAUUGACAGAACGUUUGGCGUUUCCAUCGCGACGUUGGAGGACGACGAGUUUGUGUAAAGAAAAAGUGACUUGAUGAAGUCAAGGCACAAGAAGGAAAUAUAAUUUUUUUUUUUAACAUUUCAAAGAGCAAAAAGAACAACUUGUGAAAUAUUUUUAUGCAACCUUCUGAAAAUACAACAAGGUCGACUCUGGAUAAUCAUCAUUGAUCAUUUCGUCCAUCAGCCGGCAUGCUUCACAGGGGGCGUGGCUAUCACAAAAGCGCUUUUAUCAGAACAGAAUCUCACUCGAUGUUUGC
Molecule: messenger RNA, 3089 nt
Organism: Phycodurus eques (leafy seadragon)
Lineage: Eukaryota; Metazoa; Chordata; Actinopteri; Syngnathiformes; Syngnathidae
Exons: 7
Coding region: 967-1647 (226 amino acids)
Source: RefSeq, a predicted model, not a curated record